This is a messenger RNA of Verruconis gallopava, 3840 nucleotides long. RefSeq lists its product as hypothetical. The transcript is spliced from 4 exons. Gene Ontology annotation, molecular function: DNA binding; DNA topoisomerase type I (single strand cut, ATP-independent) activity. Gene Ontology annotation, cellular component: nucleus. Bases 748 to 2127 code for a protein of 459 amino acids. Gene Ontology annotation, biological process: DNA topological change. The record is from RefSeq and is a predicted model, not a curated record. NCBI's taxonomy places the organism in Eukaryota, Fungi, Ascomycota, Dothideomycetes, Venturiales, Sympoventuriaceae.
CGCGUCGGGCGGAUGCAAAAACUGCACAAAGCAGAAUGAUCACGCGCAGAUGGUACGAAUUCUCUGCGUGGCGGAAAAGCCGUCGAUAGCGAAAGCUGUAGCAAAUCACCUGGGCGGCGGAAGAGUGCCUGCGCAAAAUGUUCGAGGAAACCCGUACUUGAAAAACUACGUCUUCGACUACACGUUCGGACCGCCGUGGGGCCAGAGCAGCGUCACCUUUACAAGCGUUGCCGGCCAUUUGGUCAGCCAGGACUUCCCGGCCCGGUACAAGCAGUGGUCCGCGUUUGACCCCUUGGAGUUGUUCGAGGCACCGAUAGAGAAGUCGAUCGCAGACGAUAAGAAGGUCAUAGCAGACAACAUCAAGCGUCAUGCGAGGACCGCGGACGUCUUGUUCAUCUGGACCGACUGCGACCGCGAGGGCGAGAACAUAGGCGCCGAGAUUCGAGACGUGGCCUUCGAAGCCAACCGACGAUUGCAGGUCAAACGGGCACAUUUCAGCAACAUUGAAAGAGCGUAAGACGCAAGACUCUUUGCCAUGGGAUCGUACGCUGAUGUUUUUCUCUCACCCCCCCAAAAGUCAUGUGGUUCAUGCCGCCCAACAUCCGGUCGACUUGGAUGAGAAGCAGGCAAAUGCUGUUGCUGCCCGCAUCGAGAUUGACCUCCGCAUCGGUGCAGCCUUCACCAGAUGUCUGACUUUGAACCUCAAGCAGAUGAUUCAGCCAGUACAGGAGCUCAAGGUGAUCAGCUAUGGUGGGUCUUAGACUCUCGCUACGACGAUGUCGUGGACUGAUCUCGCCAGGCUCGUGCCAGUUCCCAACUUUGGGCUUCGUAGUCGAUCGCUAUUUUCGCGUUCGCAAUUUUGUCCCCGAGCCAUUCUGGAGCAUCAAAGUCAGUCAUCAAAAGGAUGGUGUGAGGGUCAACUUCAACUGGCGGCGCGUCCAUCUCUUCGAUCGCAUGAUGACCACGAUCCUGUAUGAGAGAUGCCUGCAAUCAAAGACGGCAAAGGUCGUCAGGAUGCAAAAGCGUCCGACCAGCAAAUGGCGUCCCUUGCCGCUGACAACCGUCGAACUACAGAAGAUGGGCUCCCGCUUCCUACGCAUGGACAGUCAACGCGUCAUGAAGAUUGCUGAAGACCUAUAUACGAAAGGGUUUAUUAGCUAUCCUAGAACGGAGACGGAUCAGUUCGAUCGUGGAAUGAACCUCAAAGCACUGGUGCAGAAGCAGGAACAAGAUAGCAGAUGGGGUACAUUUGCCACUAAUCUUUCAAACGGUGGCUUCCAGUGGCCUAGAGAAGGACGUAACAAUGACCGUGCUCAUCCACCAAUUCAUCCGGUCGUUCACGCCGCAGACAGCGUGCUCAAUGUGGACGAACGUAAGGUGUAUGAGUUUGUGGUGCGACGUUUCCUAGCAUGCUGCUCGGAAGAUGCGAAAGGCGAGAUGACUACCGUUGAGAUCCUGUACGGCGCCGAGUUUUUCCACGCGAACGGGUUGAUGGUCAUACAGCGCAACUACCUAGAUGUAUACCCGUAUGACAAAUGGGAGAGCAGCAAGCAGUUGCCCGUCUUCACCGACGGCGAGACAUUUGUGCCCACAGAGGCGAAGAUGACGGAAGGAAAGACGCGCCCUCCAAACUAUUUAACCGAGCCUGAAUUAAUCGCUCUGAUGGAUGCUAAUGGGAUCGGCACGGACGCGACAAUGGCCGAACACAUUGCAAAGAUCAAAGAGAGAGAAUACGUCCAAACUCGCCCCCGUUCGGGAGCUGCGUUGAAUCACGACGAUGGCGACGACGAAGACGACGAAGAUCGGCCCGCAGCAGCGACCCGACCAAGUCGAGCAGGGCGUGGCGCGGGGGGAAGUUCGGUUCAGGAAUUUAUUCCAACGACACUAGGCGUAGCACUCAUUCAAGGCUACGAAAAUCUGAACUUCGAUACCAGCCUUAGCAAGCCGUUUCUCAGAAAAGAGAUGGAGCUGCAGAUGAAAGCAAUCUGCGACGGCACGACGGACUGGCGCGACGUGGUCAACCGCAACUUGGAGCAGUACCGAAUGGUAUACGUUCGCACCGUUCAACAGAUGAGCGUUAUCAAGUCGGCAGUCCGCACGUAUAUCCUGCAGCCCAACGGACGAUGAGAUUGGAACGCAAGACAAAGCGAGUCGGCGACGUAGGCAUCGAGAAGGUUUUUUUUUUGUUAUUUUCAUGAUCAUGAACAUUUCCGUGCAUUCGUGGUGAGGAUGCGCGUUUCACCCCGCGUGCGCCUGUCCAGAGGCACGAUAAAGCAGGUGCAAAGGUGAACGUAGGCAAGGCAAGAGCGAUGCUAUGGCUGAGACAGCGCCGUCUCUGUAGGCUUAGGCGAGCGUUUCCGGAUGCGGAAGAGAGGCCAAGUCUCUUCGAAGCAGGUGAUGAACGGGGACAGACAGCGGCGUAGUAGUAGUAGAGGAAUUCGAAACGUCAGCUGGACAAGCUUGCCGAAUCUUCUCGCGUACCAAAACGCCAUGUGCGGGAGGUGUCAUGGGGCGAUGAUUGUGUGUGGUACGCGGGCUCAGUGCGCAGGUGAGAUGGUAGGGCUCCGCGAUCGGGGACCGCGAUAUGGCGCAAGCGGGGAGACGAGGUUGAUGCGAGAAAUCCCGCGCCAACGCUGGUUUGCACGCUCGUGGUUCGUGGGCUGCUGGUGAUAGGCCCGGCGUGGAGAUUAUUGGCAGACGGCGGAAGAUAAGGACACGAGCGCAAGCACUGGUCCGGCUUCGCGCAUCGUCAGCAGUGACGCUACGGAAAGCGUUGUGCAGCAACGUAUCACGCCAGCAUGGUCUUUCCGGAGCCAGCAGCCGAGCAUCAGGCCAUCAGAUCAAAGGGCCGUACAAAAGCGUCAAGAGAGAACCUCAUGGCACCGCCCGGUCGGGGUGACGAAGCUGUGACGAGGAGGGUGUCUUGAAUCACGGACACGACGAUGACGAUGACGAGCGGCAGGCGGACAUGUCGCGAGUGAGCAUGUGGCGAUGGGAAUGGACAAAACAGUCGAGUGAAUACUGUCGUUAUUAUCGUUAUCUCUGUUCCGGUUCAAGGCGUGCGCAUCUGGGCCCGUCGUCACUUGGAGGACGCAGCGGGGGGAUGGCCUGGAGCAGCCAUGCGCCAGCCCAACAGCCAGGUGGUCCACAGUGGGCAGCGACAGUGGCGGCCAGCAGCAAGAGGCAUGACGGCGACGCACACGCUUGCGUGAUGGCAAUUUUGGUUCGACAGGACAGGUUGGGAGUUACAGAGAGUGGACACAGCAGAGUGCAGUUGCGCCCGGUCUCCAGCAUGCUUGGGUCAAGGCCACCGCUGGAUCGGGGCUGCCAUGCCCACUAACCUUUGGGCGAACGGAGCAGCUCACAGCCGUCCUGUUCUUGUCUGUCAACACGACAAGACAAUCGACUGCGACGGUGCGACUGUCAAAGUCCGCCGCACCAUGGAAGCCAGCGAGAAAAGCACCUUGGCCGCAUUAUUCUUAUUGUGCCACGAUCCACAGCGCACAGGAUGUACGUGCACUCUUGAAAUGUGCUGUUGAGCGCGCUGCCGGAUCUACGUCAUCGCGCGCUUCUCGUGCCGGAAGCAACCUCGAUCCGGGCGAGACAGGCAGCGCAGCCGUGGCUUUUCGUUUGUGUUGGGCUGAGUCUCUUCUACGGGUCUUUUUUUCUUGCGUGAGCCAGCGAGUGCACGAGUACGUGAGCGUGCGUGUGUGUGAGUGCGAGAGAGUGAGUGGACGAGCGUGAGUGCGUGCAGCAACUACGAUGGCGGGCCCCGUCAUACGCCGACCGCCCAGCGCUGCACACCCGGACCCCCCUAACCUGGCCCUCCGCCCAGGCACU